GUCCACGUGCCGGCCCCUCAACUCGGUGGAGCCGGCCACCGUGUCCUCCGUCCCUGAGGCCCACAGCCUCUACGUCACCCUCAUCCUCUCCGAGUCGGUCAUGAACCUCUUCAAGGACUGCAACUUCGACAGCUGCUGCAUCUGCGUGUGCAACAUGAACAUCAAGGGCGCCGACGUGGGCGUGUACCUGAGCGACCCGGCCGGCGAGGCGCAGUACCCGUGCACGUGCGGCUUCAGCGCCGUGGUCAACCGGCGCUACGGCAACGGCUCGGGCCUCUUCCUGGAGGACGAGCUGGACAUCAUCGGGCGCAGCUCGGACGUGAGCCGCGAGGCGGAGAAGCGCUUCGAGGCGCUGCGCCUCUCGUCGCUGGAGCGGGCGGGCGGCGGCGGGCGGGGCGAGCGCGUGCCCGACGAGCUCAUCCUGCUGCUGCAGGACCAGUGCACCAACCCCUUCUCGCCCAUCGCCAGCGUGGAGGCCGACAGCCUGGCGGCGCGGGGCUCGGCGGGGGCGCCCGUGCCCGCCUGCGUGCGGGUGGAGGAGAGGGACUACCACAGCGACUGCUACAUGGCCCUGGAGCACGGCAGGCAGUUCAUGGACAACAUGUCCGGGGGAAAGGUGGACGAGGCGCUGGUGAAGAGCACCUGUCUGCACCACUGGUCCAAACAGAACGCGGUGGACGUGAGCGCGCUGUGCUCGCAGGACAUCCUCCGCGUGCUGCUGUCGCUCCAGCCCGUGCUGCAGGACGCCAUCCAGAAGAAGAGGAGCGUGCGCUCCUGGGGCGUCCAGGGCCCGCUCACCUGGCAGCAGUUCCACAAGAUGGCGGGACGGGGCUCCUACGGCACAGACGAGUCUCCGGAGCCCCUGCCCAUCCCCACCUUCCUGGUGGGCUACGAGUACGACUUUGUGGUGCUCUCCCCGUUCGGCCUGCCCUACUGGGAGAAGCUGCUGCUGGACCCCUUUGGGUCCCACAGGGACGUGGGCUACCUGGUGGUCUGCCCCGACAACGAGGCCCUCCUCAGCGGAGCCAAGAGCUUCUUCAGAGACCUCACCGCCGUCUACGAGUCGUGUCGUCUGGGCCAGCAUCGGCCAAUCUCCAAAGGCCACCCAGAUGGCAUCGUUCGAGUGGGCGGAGCCGCUGCCAAAAAGCUGUCGGAGCAGCCGGUCAGCGAUUGGUUCCUCAAGGCCGCCAGCGGCAACAGCGAUGCCUUCGCCAAGCUCAAGCUCUACGCACAAGUGUGCCGCCACGACCUUGCUCCAUACCUCGCCUCUCAGCCAUUAGACAGCUCCCUACUCAUGCAGCCCACCCCCCCACCCUCAUCCAGCCAAUCCUCGUCCACGCAAUCUUCCUCCUCGUCGUCCAACCCGGCCGGCCCCCAAAGCUCAGUGACCUCAGGAGGCUCCGCCUCCCUCCCCAACAGCAGUAGCCAGUCUGGCGCGGGCGGAGCCAACAGUGCCAACAGCUCGACGGCGUCCUCCGCCCAGGCGGGCAGCGGGAUGCAGUCGACCAAGCCCAGCUCGUUCCCUCCGUUCGGGGGCAUGAGCGGCGGGCCGAGCCAGAACCAGGGGGGGCAGCUGGGCCAGCAGGCUGGAGCCCAGAACCCAGGCCUCCCUGGGGACGGCUCCACCAGCCAGGCCCAGGGGCCCACGGAAGCCCCAGAGAGCACCAUGGAGAGAGACAAGGUGGGCGUGCCCACGGACGGGGAGUCCCACGCCAUCACGUAUCCCCCGGCCAUCGUGGUUUACAUCGUGGACCCGUUCACCUACGAGGAGCCCGAGGGAGGCGGCGGGCCGGCCCACUCCAGCGUGUGGACGCUGGGCCUGCUGCGCUGCUACCUGGAGAUGCUCCAGAUCCUGCCCCCGCACAUCCGCAACUCCAUCUCUGUGCAGAUCAUUCCAUGCCAGUACCUGCUCCAGCCAGUCAGGAACGAGGAGCGUCACAUCUACGUGCAGCACCUCAAGUCGCUCGCCUUCUCCGUGUUCUCCCAGUGCCGGCGACCCCUCCCCGCCUCCACGAACGUCAAAUCACUGACAGGCUUCGGGCCCGGCCUAGCCAUCGACACGGCACUGAAAAGCCCCGAGCGACCGGAAUGCCCGCGCCUGUACACCCCCCCCUUCAUCCUGGCGCCGGUCAAGGACAAGCAGGCGGAGCUGGGCGAGACGUUCGGCGAGGCGGCCCAGAAGUACAACGUGCUCUUCGUGGGCUACUGCCUGUCACAUGACCAGCGCUGGCUCCUGGCCACCUGCACGGACCUGUACGGCGAGCUGCUGGAGACCUGCAUCAUCAGCAUUGACGUGCCCAACAGGGCGCGGAGGAAAAAAGGCUCCGCUCGUCGGUUGGGCUUGCAGAAGCUGUGGGAUUGGUGCUUAGGGCUGGUGCAGAUGACAUCGGUGCCGUGGAGGGUGGUGAUUGGCCGACUGGGCCGAAUGGGACACGGGGAGUUGAAAGACUGGAGCAUUCUGCUGAGCAGGAGGAACCUGCAGUCCCUCAGCCGCCGGCUCAAAGAGAUGUGUCGCAUGUGCGGCAUCUCCGCCUCCGACACUCCCAGCAUCCUCAGCGCAUGUCUGGUCGCCAUGGAGCCCCAGGGCUCCUUUGUCAUCAUGCCAGACUCGGUGUCGACGGGCUCCGUAUUUGGCCGCAGCACCACCCUGAACAUGCAGACGUCCCAGCUGAGCACGCCGCAGGACACGUCCUGCACCCACAUCCUGGUGUUCCCCACCUCCGCCUUCGUCCAGGUGGCCAGCUCCAACUACACUACUGACACCAACAUCGACAUCGCCUUCAACGCCACCACGGAAUCGGGGGAGGUCAUGGGCAUCUUCGACCUGCUGGACCAGGAGAAUGACCUUGUAGACCCAGACAUCAUCAAUAUCCUGCCAGCCUCGCCCACCACCUCGCCCGUCCACUCCCCAGGCUCCCAGUACCACCACGGAGGAGACGGCAGCAAGGGCCAGAGUGCAGACAGGAUGGAGACCCAUGAGGAGACCCCCAACAUCCUGCAGCAGCCCCUGGCCCUGGGCUACUUUGUGUCCACAGCCAAAGCCGGCCCACUACCUGACUGGUUCUGGUCAGCCUGCCCUCAAGCCCAGAACCAGUGUCCCCUUUUCCUUAAGGCCUCUCUGCACCUCCACGUGUCUUCAGUGCAAUCAGACGAGCUGCUGCACAGCAAACACUCCCACCCCCUCGACUCCAAUCAGACCUCAGACGUACUCAGAUUCGUGCUGGAGCAGUACAACGCCCUCUCCUGGCUGACGUGCGACCCGGCCACCCAGGACCGGCGCUCCUGCCUGCCCAUCCACUUUGUGGUGCUCAACCAGAUGUACAACUUCAUCAUGAACAUGUUGUAACAGGCAGUCUGAGGAGGGAGGAGGAGGGGGGGGGGGGGGGGGGCGGAGGACACCGGAGAAGGGGACGCUCCUGAGGGGACUCCAGCUCGACGGCAGAAGACGACCACAGGGACGGGACCUCGGCGUGGGAUGGCAGUGGAUCCCAGGGCCUGCUGUAAUCGGACCAGCUCAGCCAACUCCUGCCACUGUGACACACACACGCACGCACACACAUACAUGUAGAGGGAGAGGAUUGAAUCCUGUAUUGGAAAUAAUAGAAGCCAAUGAGAGAGAGCGAUAGACAAGUCCCCAGUUGCCAUUGUGUAUGCAAUGUUGACAUUGGCCUGUACGUGUGGGGAAACGAGUCUGAAGUAUUGGAAGAGAAGGGACAUCUGGGCCCCCCGCCGCCACUCCCCCCCCCCCCCCCUCUCCCCCCCCCCUCCAAGAAUGGAUCCUUUUAAGACCUGAAAUUCCCUUUUAAUCCUUUGGAUGACAUUGUAUCCAAAUGAAAUGCCUGCAUCUAUCUAUUUAUUGUAAGUUUUUAAAUGUAUAAUUUGUCUUAUUUCUUAACCUCUUUUAUAUAUGAAAAAAUCAAGAAGGUUUAUAUCGCCUUCCUGCUUUAAAGCAAUUGGUCUACGAUAUAUGUAAUCGUCUUAAUAAAAAAAAACGACAAAAAAUCCCAGAAACAUGAAUAAAGUCGCAGUAGGUUGCUUUUAGAGUAUUAUUUUUUGUAAUGGGGACAGAAUAUUUGUAUUGUUACAAUGUACAGAAGAAGUAGAGGGAGAAUUAUGCCCAGGCCUUUGCGCCUGGAAGACUUGCAGCUAUAGCUUAUAAGCUGUAGCUGCAGAGGACUUGUACAGCAAUGAAGUUCACUGUGUUCAAAUAAAGAGGUACAUUGUCGUAUAUAGUAUUUUAUACCACACAUUUAGACACAAAAACCAAACGGCAAUAUAUAUAAAUAUAUAUGAAUGCCGUGCCAGCGAUGGGUGGUGCGGCUUCUGUUUUAGGAAUAAAGUGCGUCAACUCAA
Molecule: messenger RNA, 4353 nt
Organism: Hypomesus transpacificus
Lineage: Eukaryota; Metazoa; Chordata; Actinopteri; Osmeriformes; Osmeridae
Product: mediator of RNA polymerase II transcription subunit 13-like
Exons: 15
Coding region: 101-3346 (1081 amino acids)
Biological process (GO): regulation of transcription by RNA polymerase II
Cellular component (GO): mediator complex
Molecular function (GO): transcription coregulator activity
Source: RefSeq, a predicted model, not a curated record